UAAGUAACAAGACCCGACUCGUAAACUCGGAGCCUCCACACUACCCCUCCUCUCUCUCUCUCUGAAACCGUCUGCAGAAGUCUCCAAUGGCCACCGUUCCAGGGCAGUUGAUCUGGGAGAUCGUCAAGAAGAACAACUCCUUCUUGGUCAAGCAGUUCGGCCGGAGCCACGCCGGCGUCCGCUUCAGCAAGGAGCCUAACAACCUCUGCAAUCUCCACUCCUACAAGCAUUCCGGUUUGGCGAACAAGAAGACCGUGAGCAUUCAGGCCGGUGGGAAGGACCAGUCGGUGGUGCUCGCCACCACUAAGACCAGGAAGCAGAACAAGCCUGCUAGUCUGGUUCACAAGUCUGUGAUGAGGAAGGAGUUCGCUCGCAUGGCCAAGGCUGUUACCAACCAGGUGGUUGAUAACUUCUACAGACCUGACUUGAAGAAAGCAGCCCUUGCUAGGCUCAGUGUAGUACACAGGAGUCUCAAGGUGUCAAAAUCUGGUGCCAAGAAGAGGAAUAGACAGGGUGUUAGAAUGUACGGAAGGCAGUGAUAUACUGUUUCGAAUCUUGAGUUUCCUUAUCUCUGGUUUGAAAAGAUGAGAAAUGUCCAAACUUUGCCGAAUAUUUUGCUUAAGUUCGAAUAUUAGUGCUCAGAAAUGUUUUGAUUUGGAUUUUGAA
This is a messenger RNA of Argentina anserina (silverweed cinquefoil), 666 nucleotides long. Its product is annotated as 60S ribosomal protein L28-1. Gene Ontology annotation, biological process: translation. Bases 87 to 539 code for a protein of 150 amino acids. The transcript is spliced from 4 exons. Lineage: Eukaryota; Viridiplantae; Streptophyta; Magnoliopsida; Rosales; Rosaceae. Gene Ontology annotation, cellular component: ribosome; cytosolic large ribosomal subunit. The record is from RefSeq and is a predicted model, not a curated record. Gene Ontology annotation, molecular function: structural constituent of ribosome.